AUGAAUGAAAAUUUUGAUGAAGAUACAAAACAACGUCGACGAUAUGUAAGUGAAUCAAAUACAAAUCAUGAUGAAUAUGAUUCAAAUUUACUUGUUACUUCAUUUCUUCAAUAUUUACGUAAUGAAUUAAGAAAAUCAACAAAUGAUAAAACAAAUGAUUUUGAUCAACAUACAAAACAGAAAUCAUCGAAAAGUGCAAUAUCAUCAUCAAUAAAAAUAUCACAAUCGAUUAUAAUGAAUGCUCAAUUAAAAGAUGAAAAUAUAUAUGAAAUAAAUGAUUAUAAUGAAAUAUUAACAUUAAUUAAUUUACUUUGUUUACGUGUUGAAUGUUUAUCAUAUGAAAAAAAAAUAAAAAAACGAAAAAAAAAAACAAAAAAAAAAAAAGAUAAAUAUCCAAGUGUUACUGAAAUUGAUCAAAAUUUAAUUGAAUAUCUUUAUUAUCUUUUUAAAAAAUUUAUUUAUAAUGAUACAAAUAUAUCAAAUGAUUUUAAAACACCAAUUAUUGAUAAAAAUAAUUUUGUUAGUAUUUGUCAAACAUUAGUACGUAAUGGUUGUUUUGAUAUACCAUCAACAACAAUAUCAAAAUCACCAAAUCAAUCAUUUUCAGAAUCAUUAAGUAUAAGUGAUAAUACAUUAAUUUCACAAACAAUUGUACAUGAAUAUUAUCAUCCAGAUACAAGUCAAAUUUUAGAAGAAAAAUCAUUUACAAAUGAACAAAUUUCUUUAAUGACAUUACCUGAAAAAGAUACUUGGCUUGUUGUAGAUAUUGAACCAAUACAAUCUGAAGAAACUUUAAAACCUUCUGAAUAUAUGUGUUCACUACCAAGAUCAACAACAGAUGAACAAUUAUUGAUAACCAAUGAUGUUUAUAAAUCAUGCGAAUCUGGAUCAUCACAUAGCAUUUAUUUAUCACCAAAUUCUUCAUCAAUUGAUUUACCAAAUAUGGUACUAGAAUUCGAUGAAAUAAAUCACCAAUCUAAUACAUCAUUCAAUGAAGAUGGAUCAUCAUUGAAUGUCAUCAGUGAAUCGAAAACAAUAAUAACCAAUGAUUUAUCAAAUGAUGAUAUUCAAUCUUUGUCUAUAACAAGCAAUACCAUUUGCACAAGAUUAACUAAUGAUACUAGUUCGAUUGAAAAUAGUGAACAGAUGACAACAAAUAAUACUGAUAAAAUGUCUCGACGUGAAAAAAAAAUGCACGAACGUUGGUCAACAUCAAAAAAAACUGAUGAAAAUAAUAAUGAACAACCAUCAACAAAAACAAUAUUAGGUAUACAAUUCCCGCCGAUUGCUGUUCUUCGACGAAAAUUUUCAUCAUCAUCAUCGUCAUCGUCAUCAAUAAAUAAACAACAAAAAAAUAAAACUGGUAUAAAUCCAAAUGAAAAAUUAAACGUAAAUACAUUUAUGACAGUGAAGGUUAGUAAAGUUUCAUGA
Rotaria sp. Silwood1 is the source of this 1431-nucleotide messenger RNA. Lineage: Eukaryota; Metazoa; Rotifera; Eurotatoria; Philodinida; Philodinidae. The record is from the annotation of a GenBank genome assembly.